CUGAGUCCUGACUGGAGGCGUUAUUGUUCACAUGCAAGUCAUCCUUAACAAGAGUUUCACCACCUCCGCUGUUAGAAGUCAGGAGGAAGUCCGCACUCACCUGUCAUUGUGAUCAUUUAGUUUGGAGCGCUGAACUAAUCCCGACGAAUGCAGACUGGAAAUUCCACCUUCUUUAUCAGUGAGGGGGGAAUCAGCCGGAGCAGCAUGGAGACCAAAGCAGUGAGCAAAGACAGGUUCUUCAUUGUCCUCCGUGGGAAGUCGAGGAAAGGUUUCUGUCGCGGCUGUAUCGGCCGCGUGGAGUCGGACACUGGGCGCGGGGAGCUGAUGGGGCUCAUGUACGGCUGCGGCUCCAUCGCGGGGAGUCCUAAGAGCGGGGGCUUGGUGAAGGAGGAGGACACCUACCCUCUGACCCGACACCAGGCCCAGCUGCUGCUCUACAUCUCCAGCCCCAGUAAACGCCUGGAGCUGCUGUGCAACCCUCAGCUGUUCGCAGCCAUCUGCGAGCUGUCUCAGGGCGACCUGGUGGUGAUGAGGCACAAGAGUGGCAACCUGCCAGGUGUGGUGAAGAACCUGAUGCAAAUAGGAAAGAAGGAUAAAAAAGAAGACCUGAGCAUGCUUGGCUUUGAGGUGGAAUUUCUGGAAAACGAAAAUAAUUUAUUGUCCAAGAAAGUUGCCCCCCUGCCCAUUUUCACUGCUGCAGACAUCAUCCAGGUGAUCCCAUCACAUGCUGCCCCCCUCGGACUGCACUAUAGAGAUAUCAAAACUGGCAGUCCUGGUAAGAAAAUGAUGAUGCGCAUAAGCUCCAUGCCAAAUGUUGGGACAAGCCCAAGACGAAUCAGAGAAAAACAAUCGGAGCAAAGCAUCAUUAACUACCAGACCCCGAGCCCAUCCCCUGGACCUCUGGAGGUGGGAUCCUUGGUGGAAGUCGUUAACAACCAAGGGAUCACAGUGUAUGGAGUGAUCCGGUGGAUGGGGAUCCCGGAGGGCAAGACGGAUACAUGGGCUGGAAUUGAACUGGACAUUGAAGUGAAAGGCUUCUCUGAUGGGGUGUACAAAGAACGGAGGUACUUCACCUGCAAGGGCAACAGCGCUUUGUUUGUUCCCAUCAAAAAGUGUAGCCCUGACAGCAGGUUUGUCAGUUCCUCCCCAGUAACAGAGACUUUCAAAACUACAGAAGUUCCUUCAGUUCCUCUGCAUGAAGAUUUGGAGGAAAAUACUCCACCUGUCCCCGAAUCAGAGGCAGUGUCACGAUUUGUGGGGAAAAUGAAGGGUAUUCAGGGUCAUAUAAACUCUUGUUACCUGGAUGCUACUCUCUUCAGUUUGUUUAGUUCAUCUGUAACUGUGGAUGCCAUCUGCAACAAGCCUGCUGACAACGAGCAACCAAUAACCUGCAUUCUAAAAUCAAUAGUCAAUCGCCUACGCAGACAAGGCUUUGUGCCAGCGGAGAUUGUGAUGAACUUUCGUAAAAAACUCGGAUGCGAAACCUUCAGCAAAAAUGAAAAAGAUGCUGAGGAGUUCAUUACAGUGCUCUUUCAGAAGGUGCUCUGCAUCGAGCCUCUGCUUAAGCUCAGAUCAGCAGGAGGAACGUCUCAGGGAGCCUACACCCUUCAGAUCUUUCUUGAAAAGGAGCAGAUGGGACAGACGCCCACCGUCCAAUUGCUGCUGGACACAUCCUGCAUGUCAAGUGACAUCAAAUUCGAAACUAUGCCAUCUUGUCUCAUAAUCCAGAUGCCAAGGUGUGGAAAAAAGUUUAAGAUGUUUUCUCACAUCCUUCCCACCACCGAGCUGGACAUCACAGAUCUCCUGUACAACUCUCCAAGGGAAUGUUUUAUCUGUGGACAGCUGGCUAAGUUUGAGUGUCUUCAGUGUUUACCAGAUAGCAAACUUCAACCAGGAAAAAUCAAACAGUACUGCAGUACCUGUAACACUCAGGUGCACACCCAUCGAUCCCGGUGCAGCCACUCUCCCAGGGCGCUAGCUUUACCUGAAGGUGUAGCUGCUGAUGUCCCUUUGCAGAGGCACACUAUGCAGUUGUUUGGUGUGCUUUGCAUUCAAACCAGCCACUAUGUGUCCUUCGUCAAAUAUGGCUCUGAUUCUCACUCAUGGCUCUUUUUUGACUCCAUGGCAGACAGAUAUGGCGAUGAUCAGAAUGGUUACAACAUUCCUGAGGUCCGGGCUUGUCCAGAGCUGGGUGACUUCCUCAGCCAACCAGAGGAGGAGUUGACCCGGGCCAACCCAGCUCUUGCUCCAGAGCUGGUCCGCCGACUUCUUUGCGACUCCUACAUGUUUCUAUAUCACAGCCCAGAAACAUCGGUUUCGAAGACAGGAAACGACCCUACACUUGUUUAGCACAAGGACUUGGUGUUCCACAACAACGCCCUAAUCCACUUCUAUGCACUUUAUUGCAUCCAGACAGCAGGCACUGACAUGGAUGGUUUGAACUUUACCUAAAAUGGUAGAAAUGCAGUUAAGAUUGAGCAAUUUGAAAGGUCAUACUCUUAGCUGAUGCCGAUUUGUGUGAGACACAGUCGGCUCAUAAAGCUGCAGAAUGGAAAUUAUAUUUGAAAAAAAAGAUAUUUUAUGUGUGUAUUUAUAUAUACACUCUAUUUUUAGGUUAUGCUUCUUAUCAGAAAAGAAAAAAAAAACUUUUUUUCUUUUAGGCUCCUCAAGGACUUGGAUGACAUCUUUUAUAUGGACUGAAUUUAUGUAAUGAUUUUUGUUCACUUGGACCAGUCCAAGCGCUUUAUGCCAGAGCCACUCUCCCCAACUCACACACAUACGCAGAUCUGGGUUAAGAGCUUUGAUGUGUAUUAGUGCAAGUUAGAAAUCAUGGGCUGUUCACCAUUCCCACUGAGCCACAGUCAAACGCUAUUCAUACAAAACUGUGGUUCUGAUUGCAAUUCAUGAUGUUGCAACAUGAAGACUACUGUGCUGGCUGCUGCUUCUAUUGUUGCACCUAAUCUUAUAUAUAUUUCUUAUUAAAAUGUAAAAACUACUGCAGUUAA
Molecule: messenger RNA, 3005 nt
Organism: Cyprinodon tularosa
Lineage: Eukaryota; Metazoa; Chordata; Actinopteri; Cyprinodontiformes; Cyprinodontidae
Gene: cyld2
Product: cylindromatosis (turban tumor syndrome), b
Exons: 14
Coding region: 148-2349 (733 amino acids)
Biological process (GO): protein K63-linked deubiquitination
Cellular component (GO): cytosol
Molecular function (GO): K63-linked deubiquitinase activity; cysteine-type deubiquitinase activity
Source: RefSeq, a predicted model, not a curated record